Monodelphis domestica (gray short-tailed opossum) is the source of this 1817-nucleotide messenger RNA. It is a transcript of the gene DAZL, whose product is annotated as deleted in azoospermia like. Gene Ontology annotation, cellular component: cytoplasm. The record is from RefSeq and is a predicted model, not a curated record. Gene Ontology annotation, molecular function: mRNA 3'-UTR binding; protein binding; translation activator activity. NCBI's taxonomy places the organism in Eukaryota, Metazoa, Chordata, Mammalia, Didelphimorphia, Didelphidae. Gene Ontology annotation, biological process: 3'-UTR-mediated mRNA stabilization; positive regulation of translational initiation.
UGACUGCUUCACACUUUGUGAGCUCGGGGCGCCACCUGCCGGCUGGAGACGAGCUUGGGCGGGCUGGGAGAACCCCCGCCUGGCGACGAUGAGGGCGCGAAUUGAUUAAGCGCCUCCCGUAAGGCGGGAGGCAGAAAGCUUGGGCGGCCCUUUACGAUGGACUUGGAAGAGAUGAAGGCCGGAGGGGGGAGGGGUGCUGAAUUGCUGGAAUCGCUCCAGUUCUUUACCUGAGCGGAUAGAAUGUUAAAGCUGGAAAAAAUCUUGGGAGACUAAGAGCAAACCUGGCCUUUCAGCAGUUAGAAGGGGAGGGAGUAAAUGUUUUUCUGGUUUACAAUCCCCCACCCCCAUCCCACUUUCUUCAUCGCCCAAACCAGCCAUAUGGGCUUCGAUUGCAAUUAUAAACUAACCCUCUUCUGGAGGGCAGAAUAUCGUAUAUUUUAUUUCCAUUAACAAACUGGAAGUCGCCCACCAAAGUUUAGUUUACUUACAGAUAAAUGCAGGAAGGAAAAUGUUUAUAAAGGAGUUCAGCUCUGCUACUUAAGAAAAGGGAACAAACCUGGUUCUUUAAAAAGCUCCGUCACCUAUGGAACAUUACCAGUUAAGAAAAUGGACAAAAAAGCUAAUGUGCAAGAAAACAAAAGCGAAAUGGAGGCCUAAUUAACACAGUUGUCUUGUGUUCAAUUUCCCAACUCAUCUACUAUUCACGAAUAAUUCAUCACCCAGAUCUGCUGCAAAUCCUGAGACACCAAACUCCACCAUCUCAAGAGAAGCUAGCACCCAAUCAUCAUCAGCCACAGCCAGCCAAGGAUAUGUUUUACCAGAAGGCAAAAUCAUGCCAAAUACAGUCUUUGUUGGCGGAAUUGAUGUUAGGAUGGAUGAAACAGAAAUUCGAAGCUUCUUUGCUAGAUAUGGUUCAGUGAAAGAAGUGAAGAUAAUCACUGAUCGAACUGGUGUGUCCAAAGGCUAUGGAUUUGUUUCGUUUUAUAAUGAUGUGGAUGUGCAGAAAAUAGUAGAAUCACAGAUAAAUUUCCAUGGUAAAAAGUUGAAACUGGGACCAGCAAUCAGGAAACAGAAUUUAUGUGCCUAUCACGUGCAGCCACGUCCUUUGGUUUUUAAUCCUCCACCUGCACCACAGUUUCAUAGUGUCUGGAGUAAUCCAAACACAGAGACAUAUAUGCAGCCUCCAGCUAUGAUGAACCCCAUCACUCAAUAUGUCCAGUUUUUCAUCGUAAAGACCAUUCUCCUUGCUGAAGAAGAUGGAAGCAAAAUUAGAGCAUAUCCUCCUUACCCUAAUUCACCAGUCCAACUCAUCACUGGAUAUCAGCUACCUAUAUAUAAUUAUCAGGUACCUCCACAAUGGCCUGCUGGAGAACAAAGGAGUUAUGUUAUACCUCCGGCUUAUACAGCUGUGAAUUACCACUGCAGUGAAGUGGACCCAGGAGCUGAAGUCCUACAGACCGAGUGCUCCGUCCAUGAGGUCACACAGUCAUCUGGAAAUGGCCAGCAAAAGAAAUCUGUGGACCGCAGCAUACAGACAGUGGUAUCCUGUUUGUUUAAUCCAGAGACAAGACUGAGAAACGCUCUUGUCACACAAGAUGACUACUUCAAGGACAAAAGAGUACAUCACUUUAGAAGAAGUAGGGCUGUGCUUAAAUCCGUUUGAAUCCUCUCUGCUGAAGCUUCCAGUGUUGUGGACAGUAGUUACUGUUUUUGAGUAUUACGAAGAUACAGAGAGUUCCUGUUUUCCACUAUUAUGGAAAGUUAAUUCUGAAUUUUUUGACAACUUAUUGCAAGACUUUCUGUGCAAGUUGUGUUAA